Messenger RNA from Cajanus cajan (pigeon pea), 922 nucleotides. Its product is annotated as agamous-like MADS-box protein MADS9. Gene Ontology annotation, biological process: positive regulation of transcription by RNA polymerase II. The record is from RefSeq and is a predicted model, not a curated record. Lineage: Eukaryota; Viridiplantae; Streptophyta; Magnoliopsida; Fabales; Fabaceae. Gene Ontology annotation, cellular component: nucleus. Gene Ontology annotation, molecular function: DNA-binding transcription factor activity; protein dimerization activity; RNA polymerase II transcription regulatory region sequence-specific DNA binding.
CUUUGCAACCCUCCUAACUUCUCCAUUUCACAAGCAAGAAGAGAUCGACCAGAAGAAAAAAAGAGAGACAGAAAAAAAAAAGGUUUGAGAAAUGGGGAGGGGUAAGAUUGAGAUCAAGAGGAUCGAGAACUCAAGCAACAGGCAAGUUACUUACUCAAAGAGAAAGAAUGGGAUCCUAAAGAAGGCCAAGGAAAUCACUGUUCUAUGUGAUGCUCAAGUUUCUCUUAUCAUCUUUGCUGCAUCUGGGAAAAUGCAUGACUACAUAAGUCCUUCUACCACGUUGAUUGACAUAUUGGAGAGGUACCACAAGACCUCAGGGAAGAGGCUUUGGGAUGCCAAGCAUGAGAACCUAAACGGCGAAAUUGAGAGACUCAAGAAAGAGAAUGACAGCAUGCAAAUUGAGCUCAGGCACUUGAAGGGGGAGGAUAUCAACUCUCUUAACUACAAGGAGCUCAUGGCCUUAGAGGAUGCCUUAGAAACUGGUCUCGUCAGUGUGCGCGAGAAACAGAUGGAUGUAUACAGGAUGUUCAGGAGAAACGACAAGAUCUUGGAGGAGGAGAACAGAGAACUUAAUUUUCUGUGGCAACAACGUUUGGCAGUGGAAGGUUCGAGAGAAAUGGAGAAUGGGUUUGAUCAGAGUGUAAGGGAUUACAAUUCCCAAAUGCCAUUUGCCUUUCGUGUGCAGCCUAUGCAGCCAAAUCUUCAAGAGAGGAUCUAAUCUAGUUAUGUCAUUCCAUCAUGGUGUUUUCACAACUCUCAACUAUGUUGGUAUCACUAUCUGUUUGUGAGUAAUAAAGCAACUGAACUUGCCUUUGUCAAGUUACAAUGUUUCUCUGAGUGCAUGUGUGCCUCCUAUACCUACCUUGUUGGGUCGUUUGUGAGAGUAUAUUAUAUAUGCUUGAGCUUACAUAUUUUCUUAUUA